CAGCACUAGAGAGCACUGUUAAACCCAACUUUUAAAAUCGUGAAAUUGAGUUUGCUCGGCGGACCCAUAUACUUUCCAUGGAAGAAGAUCAAGAUUACGAUUACCUCGCCCGUCGUCCUGUUCAUUCGUCGGACGAGGAAGGCCAAAGCUAUAGCGGUUUUGAUAAUUCAAUUCAUGGAUCCGACGACGGUGACGAACUCCUUAGUCAUCUUCAUUCGUCAGAUGAGGAAAGGCAAAACGGAAGGAACUACUAUUUCAGUGAUUCAGCCAGAUCUGACGAAGGUGAUGAGCGAUACAGGCCGGGAAGUGUUCGGAGCUCUCCCAAAAGACGCAAAAUUCCCGAGGUAGAUCGCAUCAGUGACUUGCCUGACUCUGUCAUCCAUCAUAUCCUCUCAUUUCUACCGGCUGAAGAUGCCGUCAAGACCGGUGUUUUGUCUAAGAGAUGGAUGUAUCUAUGGACCCAUGCCCCAAAACUUACCUUCAGACACGAUCUUUAUUGUUCUCCAUCAACUCUUCAGGGAUUCUUGAGGUUUGUCGAUAAAACCCUAUUUUUCUACUCCUCUGGCAAGAUAGAAAAAUUUGAGCUGGAUUUUGACUAUAUAGAGGCCGAAAACGAUCAUAGAUUAGCCAACACAACUGAGAGUUGUUUAGAUUCUUUAAUCCACAAAUGGCUCCGUUUGGUUACGAGAUAUGAUGCAGAAGAGCUUUCUUUGAAUUUCUUCCAAAGGGAUAGGGAUCAGUAUUGGACAUUGUAUAGGCUUUAUAAUCGAUGUUCCAUCCCGCAAUUUGCCUUCAACAGUUCUUCACUCACAAAAUUAAGUACGAGACUAUGUGAUUAUGCACCCAAGGGACAGGUAUGUUGGACAUCCCUUAGGGUUUUGACUAUAGAAUAUGGUGAGUUGUCCAAUGAUGCGAUUCAAAGGAUUUUAUCAGGUAGUCCUAUGCUUGAACACAUGAAAUUGCAUUGCUGCUGGGGUAUAACUAGUAUUAAUAUUGGUUCAAGUUCUGUGCUUGAAUACUUGGAAGUUAGCAAUUGCUGGCCUAUAUCUCGUAUUGUUAUUAGUCCACAUUGUAGGAUGGAGAAAUUGGUGUUGAAAGAGCAGAUUCCUGAGAUUGGGGAAUCCAACUCUGUAAUGGAAAUUUUGUGUCCUACUCUGAAAUCAUUGGAAAUUUCUGGGAAUUGGAACUGCACGGAAUUCAGGUUGUUCAAUGUGUCAUCCUUAAUUGAUGUCUGCCUCACUUUCCAAGUUGAGGUUUCUGACUUGGAUUAUGUUGACCUCCUGAAGCACCUGCUUGAGAAAAUCAAGCAUGUCAAGAUUAUUACUCUUGGCACUUGCUGUGUUCAAGUUCUGUCCAUAUUAGAGUUCAGAGGAUUGCCCUGUCCUUUUUUCAACAGCAGUUGUGAAUGCUUAACUCUAAAUACAGAUUUAAACAAGUGGUAUCCCUUUCCAGCGGGACGCUUGUUUCAUUGCUUUCCAACUUUGCAGAAACUAGUCAUAGACAUUACAGAUGGUUAUGACAUAGAGGAAUGGCCUAACUUUUUUCUUCCACCCAACUAUCAAGAAAUAGUGGAUGAAACUUUCCAUGGCUUGUUUGAGCAUCUAAAGACCAUUGAGAUUGGCCUUAGACCCUUUGGUGAUGAACCAGAUGAUCUUGCGUUAGUAGGGUUUCUGCUCGAGAAUGCGAGGGUGCUGGAGGAGAUGAUUAUAGACUUUGGAUGUAAGGUUUCAAUGUAUCGUUCCUCUGAAAAGGCUAUACUUUUUGAAGUGACUCAGAAAUUGCUAAGGUUUCCAAGAUGCUCACCUCAUGCGGCAGUUCUUAUCCGUUAGUUUGUAUGUUUUCCUUUCCUUUCCCUUCAACCAAAUCUAGUGAUUAUGUAGUGCAAUGCAAAAAUGUUGUAACUGGGAUUAGUCCAAACUCAAUCUUCCUGUAAUUAUCAUGUCUCUAGCUUAGAUUGAAUUCAGGAUUUGAACCAAGUUUUUGCAGGGCACAUGGUUUAUACUUCAAAGUAGUCUCAAGUCCCAGCAGCAUGCUUUGCCCUUUUUUUUGUGGGUCGGCAAUAAUAUUUAUUUUUAUUU
This is a messenger RNA of Rubroshorea leprosula, 2078 nucleotides long. The record is from the annotation of a GenBank genome assembly. NCBI's taxonomy places the organism in Eukaryota, Viridiplantae, Streptophyta, Magnoliopsida, Malvales, Dipterocarpaceae.